Molecule: messenger RNA, 1596 nt
Organism: Symbiodinium natans
Lineage: Eukaryota; Dinophyceae; Suessiales; Symbiodiniaceae
Source: the annotation of a GenBank genome assembly
AUGGAGCUUCGUAAAGGCACCUGCUCAAGCUUGGAAGCUGGGGCCUGGCCGGUACAACCUUUUGGUGCCACCCUGGCCCUACUCUCCAUGGUUCCAAUAGUGUUUUGUCAAACUGGGCUUUCACUGGACGUGCCAAUCGACUUUGUGGAUGUUGGUGAUUAUUCCUACAAAGUACCGAUGAUCCGUCCCACUACCUUCUUCCAAUAUCUCGCCGACGCUGAUCGUAUCAACGUGCUCUGGGGUGAGCACGAUGCAUCGAUCCUGGCAGAAUUCUGGAGGCGGUACAGGGAGGUGGAGCCCGACAACACAGUUUUCGCCGCCUUCCAGGACCACGACCUCGAGAUCGUCGCAGACCGGACAAUCCCCGUCUACUGUCAUGGAGACGAAGGCCGGGGGAAGCGGCGAAAACCUGUCAUGGUGUGGAACACGCACGGAGCCAUCGGCCGAGGCACCCGUCCGUUCCUGGCUCGCCAUGGCAGCCUGCCAACCAUGCGGAAGCGGAAGAUGGGAGUGAACCUUCUGGGGCACUCCAUGGGGAAUCGUUACCUGAACUUCGUGCUGCCCAAGCGACUGUACGGUGACGAUUCUGAGUGCUUCUUCCGCAUGGUGCAGGAGAUGGGUCGUGAGUACAACCUGCUGCAGACACGUGGCUUUCAAUACCGAGGCCAAACGUGGUGGGUUGUCGUUCUGGGAUGCUUGGGAGAUCUGGUUUUUUUCUCGAAAGUGGCUUCGCUGACCCGGUCCUUCACUCGUGGGCCAAAGAAAGUUGGACAGGUGCAACAGGGCGUCUGCUUCCUGUGCAAUGCAGGAUGCCCCAACGUGCCCUUCGAGGACUGCAACACGAAUGCAGCCUGGACCAACACAAUGGGGGAUCCUCCAUGGAAUGAGGAGCCCAGUCUUCUGCAACUGGUACACCAUGUUCCAAACUUGCAGGCCUCUUUCUUCAAGCUGGAUGUUUGGCACUGCCUACACCUGGGACUGGGCAGAAACUUCGUUUCAAGCGUGGUGGCAGAAAUAUUGCACCGGUUUCCUGGCUCCAAUGUUGAAGCCCGCUUUGCUGCGCUGGAUGCUGAUAUUCAGUCCUUCGUCAGGGGACGGGGUACCCGGUUGCACUUUGGCCACGUCAACAAGGAUGUCAUGGGGUAUGAAAGUUGGGCAAAAGUGCCCCAAGGUGCCUGGCAGAAAGCUGCUGACACAACCCUGCUGUUGCUCUACCUUCAACAUUGGUUCGAAGAGCACUUGAGUUGGGUUGCUUCGUGCCCGAUCCUGAAGCAGGCCUACUGCGCAUGUGCGAACAUCAACCUCUGUUUCGAUGUUUGCUACAAAGCGGGCUUGUGGAUGAGCCGAUUGGAGUCCACCACAGCAGCCCGGGGCGGUCGACGGUUUUUGGUCUCUUAUCAAUACCUGGCCUAUCUGACGCUGGGCACCGGGCGUGAUCGCUUCACGGUCACGCCCAAAUUCCACUACCUGGACCAUAUCUUCAGGGAGCUGGAGCGACAAGGAAUGACCCUGGACUGGUCGCUCAACAUACUGAGCACCUCAGUUCAGGCCGACGAGGAAUCCUGGCUACUUUUCGGUAAUUUUAUAGAGUCUUAG